Molecule: messenger RNA, 1215 nt
Organism: Peniophora sp. CBMAI 1063
Lineage: Eukaryota; Fungi; Basidiomycota; Agaricomycetes; Russulales; Peniophoraceae
Source: the annotation of a GenBank genome assembly
AUGGAGCUACCACGCGAGGAAACAGUCCAUGGCGACGGGACUCAGCCUGGGCAGCCGGUGACUGCUUUGAAGAGCCGCCGUAUCACCAUACUUAAUCGGGCAUUCAUGGAACUGAGCUGGACGGACCGGCUACUCACGCCCGCUAUACUGCUUUCUAUGAUAGUCGGCGUCAUCAUUGGCGAGUUUGUUCCUGGGGUGCAGCAGGCCUUCGACCUCGUUCAAUUCCGUGGUGUAUCUGCACCGAUAGCAGUCGGACUCAUAGUCAUGAUGUGGCCAAUCUUAACCAAGGUGCACUAUGAGGCACUACCGUCGCUCUUUAUGACCUGGCAUAAUUGGCUGCAUAUCUUCAUCUCCCUCUUCCUGAACUGGAUCGUCGGGCCUUUCCUAAUGCUCGGACUCGCGUGGGCCACGCUUCCCGAUCUCCCUGAGUAUAGGACGGGUAUCAUACUGGUCGGUCUUGCGCGGUGCAUCGCCAUGGUCAUGAUAUGGGUCGGGCUUUCCCAAGGCGACGUCGAAUACUGCGCAAUUCUGGUCAUCACAAACUCCCUGCUCCAGAUUGUCCUCUAUUCCCCUCUCGCCGUUCUGUUCAUAAACAUCAUCGGCAACGACGAGACGGCACUAAAAGUGACGUACGGAAACGUUGCUAUCUCUGUGGUCAUCUACCUAGGCAUACCGCUGGUUGCUGGAUGCACGACGCGCUAUGUUGUGUGGAGCCUGGCUGGUAAGGACUUCUUGGAGCGCCGCUUCCUGCCGAUAUUCGGACUACUGUCGCUCCUCGGUCUAUUGUACACUAUCAUCGUGAUGUUCGCAUAUCAGGGCCACGAGAUCCUUCACAAUCUUGGUCCGGUUUUCAGGACGAUGGUGCCACUUGUCCUCUACUUCAUCAUCAUGUGGACAAUCGCGUUUUGGUGGUCGUACCGGCUGAACACAAGGUGCAGGUGUGGACGCAGCUUUACUUAUGAUAUGGCUGUCGUGCAGAGCUUCACAGCUGGAAGCAACAACUUCGAGCUCGCAAUCGCCGUUGCCAUUGCCGUAUAUGGUGUAGACUCUCGGCAAGCUCUUGCAGCCACCAUCGGUCCGCUCGUCGAGGUACCGGUGCUGUUGGCACUCACUUGGGUAGCAUUGUACCUUCGUACGGCUCUGAAAUGGCGAAGCGAUGUUGACCCGGCGCUUUACUCGGACAGUGAAAGGAAUACCGUCGAGAAGGUCAAAUGA